CGGUGUGGUGGCACUGCUUGUAUCUGUUGUAAUGGUACAUUUGGAAGGUUUGGAAACAGAUCCUAUAAAAUUGAUUGGAUGAAAGUAAGUCGUCAUGGAGCAUGUUGUUAUAAAACACAAACGAACAACUCUUGAAAGGGCGGAGAAGUUUAUAUCAGUGCAUCAUUUUACUGAUGUCAAUCUCAGGAGCAGACUGUAUCCUAAAAAAGCGAGUUUGACAUCUAUUUCCCACUUUGAGGCUCCAGGACGAAUCCCUGUAGAGGAAGCUUUAGCAGGAACUUAUAAGGAAGCAAAGGUUGGACAGUCAUUUGGGCCAACCUGGUCCACACACUGGUUCUGUUUGGACAUUGCAGUACCAGAAGAUUGGGUAGGACAAGAAGUGUGUCUCCUGUGGAAUUCUAACUCCGAGGCACUUGUGUGGAGGGAUAGCACACCUGUACAAGGUUUGAGUGGAGAACAUCAGAGACAUUCCUUCCCUCUGGCUAAUGGUCCAAUAUGGAAGAACCAAUGCAGACAGAAAAUCUACGUAGAGAUGGCAUGCAAUGGCUUGUUUGGAGCUGGAGAUAAUGGCAUGAUUGAACGUCCAGACCCAGAUCGCUAUUUUACCUUGGCUCAGGCAGAGAUAGCCAUAUUUGAUCGCAGAAUCUACAACCUUAUUUUAGAUGUGGAGAUGUUACACGACAUGGCUAAGCACUUACCAGAUAAUACAGAAAGAGGUUACCAGGCUCUGUAUACUGUAAACAAACUCAUCAACACUUGUAAUGUGGAGGAUCCUUCUACCUACCACAAAGCCCAUGCCAUCGCUGAAGAGUUUUUUAAACAAGGCAAUGGAGCAAGUCAGCACACUCUCCAUGCAAUGGGACAUGCUCAUAUAGACACAGCAUGGCUUUGGCCAUAUGAUGAGACGAUACGGAAGUGUGCAAGGAGCUGGUCAUGUACCUUACAGCUGAUGGAACAGUAUCCAGAUUUCACCUUUACGUGUUCCCAAGCUCAACAGUUUGAGUGGGUGAAGCAGCACUACCCAGUGAUGUAUGAUAAGAUCAAGUCUUUUGUACAGAGAGGUAGAUUUAUACCUGUUGGUGGCACAUGGGUAGAAAUGGAUGGAAACCUUCCAAGUGGGGAGUCUUUUGUGAGACAAUUCCUGUAUGGGCAGCUGUUCUUUCAAAAAGAGUUUGACAAGACUUGUUCAGAGUUCUGGCUGCCUGAUACAUUUGGAUACUCCGCUCAGCUUCCCCAGAUCAUGAACAUCUGUAACAUCAAACGCUUUCUUACUCAGAAGCUCAGUUGGAGCCUUGUCAAUAAGUUUCCUCACCACACGUUUUGGUGGCAGGGUAUUGACGGCAGUAAAGUCCUCUCACAUUUUCCACCCGGCGACUCAUAUGAGAUGAAAGGCAAUGUCAAAGAGGUUCUCUUUACUCUGUCUAACUACCAAGACAAGGGGCGGUCUGGUCACAGCAUGUAUCUGUUUGGAUAUGGUGAUGGUGGCAAUGGCCCCUCGGAGGACAUGUUACAGAGACUCCGUAGGAUAGAGGAUACAGAUGGUCUCCCAAGAGUUAAGAUGAGCACUCCUGACGAAUAUUUCUCCACUGUGGAGAAGAAUGAUGGUGACAAGUUAUGUAAAUGGAAAGGAGAGCUAUACUUGGAACUUCACAAUGGCACAUACACUUCUCAAGCAAAGAUAAAAGAACUCAAUCGUAGAUGUGAGAUUUUGCUCCAUGAUGUUGAGUUAAUGAGUUGUCUAGCACUGACUACCGGACUUCCCAGUGUGUAUGACUACCCGGCAGAUGAAAUCCUCAGACUCUGGAAACUGUUACUACUGAAUCAGUUUCACGAUGUACUUCCUGGGUCGUCUAUAGAACUGGUUUACAAAGAUGCAAAUAACCAUUAUAAAGAUAUAUUGAAGUCUGGAAAAUCACUAUGGAACAAUGCUUUUGGCCAUCUAACUGCUGGUCAGUCUGACUCUCGUCCAGUAGUGGUCAACACCCUUAGCUGGGAACGGUCAGAUGUGGUCAUUGUGCCUGGAGAGGAAAAAGAAAGCAAGGAAACAGCAGAAAGAUCUUCCAAGAAAUUGAAAUUAGACAAUGAACUUCUACAGUUAGAUGUCUACAGUAACAACCUUGCUAUUGUAUUGGUACCCAGCUGUGGUUAUACUAGCCUGGUACCACAGGAGUGUCAGUUUCCCGUCCGAGUUGUGAAGAAAGGAGAUCUUUAUGAACUGGAGAACCAAUAUUUGACUGCUGUUCUAAACUCAUCUGGUCAUGUACUGGAGCUCUGUGUGCCAGGAACAAGCAGAAAUGCAAUCAGUGCUAGUCACCAUGGAAACCAGUUUGUGAUGUAUGAUGAUGUGCCCUUGUAUUGGGAUGCAUGGGAUGUGAUGGACUAUCACCUGGAGACCAGGAAGCCUGUGACAGAAGUUAUAGAAAGUGUGAAGAUCACUGACCAGGGUCCUAUCAGAGUAUCUCUGGAGUUUUCUUUGAAGAUCAGUGACAAAAGCUACCUCAAACAAAUUAUCUCUCUGGACGCCAUAACUCCCUACCUCAAAUGUGAAACACAGGUCACGUGGCAUGAGAAUAGAAAGUUCCUAAAGGUAGAAUUUCCAACCACAAUUAACGCUAAUGCAGCUUCAUAUGACAUUCAGUUUGGUCACAUCCAGAGGUCAAACCACUUCAACACAUCCUGGAACUGGGCGCAGUUUGAGGUGUGUGGACACAAGUGGGCUGACCUUUCCGAGUAUGGAUUUGGCCUGGCCAUACUUAAUGAUAGUAAAUAUGGCUACUCCUGCCUGGACAAUGUUCUCCGACUCUCAUUACUUCGCGCUCCUAAAGCCCCUGAUGCAAAGGCAGACAUGGGAGCACAUAAGUUUACAUAUGCCAUCAUGCCUCACACUGGAACAUUCCAAGAGGCUGGGGUGAUACAACAGGCCUAUAACCUCAACUACCCACUGUAUGUACAGCAAAGAGAUGACACAGGGGAGACAACUCCGGUAAAUAGCACAGCUCUGGAACCCACAAGUUUCUUCCAACUUGACACUCCACAGGUCAUCCUGGAGACUGUAAAAAAGUGUGAGAAGAAAAACGGAAGUCUUGUACUGCGAGUGUAUGAGGCAUUUGGUGGAGAGACACGGGCCUGUCUGACUUCUUCUGUUCCGUUCAACAAUAUUUACAGGUGCAAUGGUUUAGAGGAUCCAGUUCCAGCAGCAGAAACUGUCACAGAAGAACUUGAUGUUGGAGAAAAUGAAAUAACAUUCACCAUUAGACCAUUUCAGGUCCUGUCCUUUAUCAUUGACCUUCAGUAGAGGUUACCAGAAGGUCAUGAGAAUUUUAACAGAUGGUGUUCCUGUCUCAAGUGCUAUAAAAAGAAUUGGUGAUUAAUAUUUCAGUUGGAAAUUUGAGAAAUUAUCAUUAUAUGUUUACUGAUAUAUAAGAUAUUCUAGAUUUACACAUUUCUACAUUAUAAACAGAAAAUCAUGCGUCAUCAUGACUGUUAUUUCUGUUUUGAAAUGUAACAGUAUGAUGUAUUGAUGUAAGAUUGAUUUAAAGAGAACAGUUAAUUAAAAGUAACACAAACUUUGGUAUUAUCCUUGUCCAAAUUAUUCUGACGUCCUAUCUUGUAGAUAACUUUUUAUCUGUGUGUGACAUACAUAUGGAAAUGACGACUCCUUACCACAUGUAUUGUUUGAAUGGCUACCCAGGAGCUAGUUACUUGAUUUCCUUUUUAUAAGGCUAACAUUCUUACUGUCAUUGACCAAUGUAAAAAAACUCAAAAUAGAACAUGCUUUUUGCCAGAUAAUGCGGUAUAUUGUGACAAUACUGGUGUAUCAUACAGUGUAUUGUACAUGUUUUAAUCAUUACAAACUUUAUUUUUAAUACGGGUUGAUAGAUUUUACACACACUUGGUUACAAUUUGUUACUAAUUAAAAUUGUGGGUACAGGGGGUCUAUAUCAUCUAGGUCUUACUUAAAUGAUUUCAUAUUUGUAGAAUUCAGGUAGAUUUAUGUUGGUGAAGGGCAGAAUUUCUGACAACAGCUUUUAAUGGUAUUUUUCUAUUCUAAGUCAGUUUAAUGCUUAUUACAACAAACUGUUAUAUUAGUUUCAUGAAUCUGUGGCAGAGAAAUUUUUGUAAUAUAAAUGUUGAGAGUAAAACUUGCUUUACAUCCUUAAAACCUACAUGCAGAAGUGGUGCAUUUGCUUAGAAAGUGAGAAGCCACAAGCUUGAUCUACAAUUGCUUACUAUGUACCGUUUCAUGUAAACAGCUGGUAAUUAACAUAAUAAGGCUAAACUUUUUCUUUGUAAUCAUAUUUUUCUGUACAAUAAGAAAGUAUCUUGAAUUGAAAUAAAUAUACACGAAAUAUAUGACUGUUAAUGUUUAUUUUCAGGAAAAAAUUUGAAUAGAAAGAUAUGAAAUUUAUAGUUAAUUUGUCUACAGGGAAGUAUGUUUAUAUCUACAAAUGUAGAAAAUGUGAAUCCAGUCCAACAGUUUAUUUUUUCCAGUGUAAUGAAUCAAGGUGUAAUUCUACUGAUUACCAAGGUAAUGAACCUAUACAUUGUAUACUGAUGAUUGAUAUAUA
Molecule: messenger RNA, 4568 nt
Organism: Ylistrum balloti
Lineage: Eukaryota; Metazoa; Mollusca; Bivalvia; Pectinida; Pectinidae
Product: alpha-mannosidase 2C1-like
Exons: 30
Coding region: 95-3295 (1066 amino acids)
Biological process (GO): oligosaccharide catabolic process; mannose metabolic process
Molecular function (GO): carbohydrate binding; alpha-mannosidase activity
Source: RefSeq, a predicted model, not a curated record